UUUUCUUUGGUCACUCUUUUCAGUGUCACAUACGGACCUACUUUGAAUACGUCAUAGUGUCAUAGAUUUGAUAAGUUAAGUACAUUACUGAUACAUGUGUCAGUGACCAUGCAGUGAAAGUGGUAAGGUGAUGUGGUGGCCAGUCAUUAAGGUUUAAUAUCCCUCCGCUGAGAUACUUUACUCCUUGAGUCCACCCCAUCGCUGAAAAUGAAAAAAUAAAAAAACAGCAUAUGUUUAAACACAGGUUUUUUUUAAAUCAAUAGGAAAUACAAUCUGAAGAGAAAGAUGUGACACCACUGUGUCACUGUGCAUGUUGCCAUGAGAUGAAGAUGGCUGAGAAAGGGCCAGGUAUGGCCACUCUUACAUUCACAAGCAUCAUAGUUUGUGCUGUUUUACUGGCACAAGGAUCCCCUGAGAAGACAGGAGGUGGUAAACAGGACCAGGGAGACGCCAUUCUUAAGGAGAUCAUUUCAAAAUGGAGUACAGGAAGUGGUUGGAAACCUCAGAAAGCUCCUCCAGAAACAAACCAAGACCAGUCUGUGCACCCUUGGGUGAGGAAUAUCAUGGGGAGCCUAAAAACACUCGGCCUAUUUCCCAGCAAGAACCUGCCUUCAUUAAACAAGCCAAUUGACAGGCACCGUCUCUCUGGCUUCCUCUACAACAUCUCUCUCUACCUCCAAGAGAUGGGUGCAGAGCUGGAGGAGGAACCGGCAGAGCCAGACCAGGAGCAGCUGUGGGAGAAGGUGCUGCAUUACUUUCUCCAGUCUGAAGGGAGUGCUGCGCUGAACCAGUGGAACGGCCGGGUGCCACCCCGACCCAGUGUCAGAGUGCAGGACUGGUUUUUGUCCCUGCGGGGCAGCCCCCACUGGGACUGGCUCCUGGGGCUGCUGCAGAGUCUGAUCAGUCUAUCAGAGCGUCAGCCCCACAGACCCCUCUUAACUUUCUUAACUCAGAACUGGAGGACAGUAAGCGCUGUGUUUGAAGCUGCGCUGCAGGCUCUGCUCAGUGGGACCUAUGGUCAGGCCAGUGCAGGCCUGCAGGGCUUUAUCUGUGCUCUAAAAGGUCGUAGUGACUGUGCCUUCAGUGUAAGCUGGCUUCAGCAGCUGCUGCUUUUCCUAGAAACACGCAACUGGAAGCCUGUGGUCAGUUUACACCCAGCAGGGGAAGCCCUUCAGCUUGCCUCCUGA
Molecule: messenger RNA, 1187 nt
Organism: Perca fluviatilis (European perch)
Lineage: Eukaryota; Metazoa; Chordata; Actinopteri; Perciformes; Percidae
Exons: 3
Coding region: 324-1187 (287 amino acids)
Source: RefSeq, a predicted model, not a curated record